Molecule: messenger RNA, 2594 nt
Organism: Sturnus vulgaris (Common starling)
Lineage: Eukaryota; Metazoa; Chordata; Aves; Passeriformes; Sturnidae
Source: RefSeq, a predicted model, not a curated record
UCACUUGUUCACUUAGGACUCAAAAGUGAUGCAAAGUAUUGAGAUGAAUAAAUAUUCUUAGGAAGGUAUGAAGCUUGAGGAAGUAAAAAUUUGCCCUUGUUACAAGCAAAAAAUUUGUUUCAUUUGUGUAUUUUUUUUUCCUGUAGGCAAAAAGAUAUUUGGGUUCACUGCUGACACACUGAACAAAUCAUAUCAGCCUAGCGUGUUAUUAAAAAUCCUUAGUGGGUUAGGUCUUUAGAACACGGACACAGAUACGAAGAAUGAAUUGAACUGAGUAGUCAGAGAUACUAGAGGUAUUUACCUCUUUUAUUUAAAGGGAAAUGAGAGAAUCCUACUGGAGCGUUUUAGAAUUAAACUAGAAAAAAUGUAAGCUGUUUCCAUAGUACAAAAGUGUACUUUAAGGAGUUUGAACAGGGUCUCCCUUGCAGUCACUUUAACUUGCCUGAAGUCCUCUCAGACAGAUACUCAAACGCUGGAGUCCCUGCUUCUCUGCAGUGGAAAAAGGUCUUGAAUCUUUGAAUGUCAGAAAGGCUCAUCCUUCCUUUGUAUAUCUGGGGCGGGGGGCGGGACACUCCUCACGGUGCAGUCUUUAGAUCUGUUGGCUGAUGGUUGUGGGCACCUGACAGCUCUGUCUCAUUCAUGCUUCACUCACUCGGGAUGUAGGACUGUUGCCCUCAUGCUCCACGGCUGUUCCGCAGUCCCCCGGUAGCUCCACACCCUUCGCACCUUUCAGCUUUACAGGUAAGUCACUGUCUUUUCCUUCCCAUGUACAGCUCUAAGAUGGCAUUUGAGUAUUCUGGGGGAGAAAAGGGGUUGCUUGUUUUUCCUGUUUUUCUCCUGUGGCUAAUGAAUCAGGGCAGGGGCUCCAGCAGGGAACAGAGGAGUUUAACAGGUGGGAUGUAGCUCUCCUCCUGGGCUCAGCUCUGCACUCCUUGCACUUUUCCUUUACUCAGGACAAACUUUCACUCAGAGGUCAAGUGGAGUCAAGAAGAAGUCAAAAGAAGUUUUGCCUGGGAUUUAAGGAGGAGGCUGCAUAGCAGUAAAGUUAGAAAUCGGAAGCAAUGGGUGACUGGAGCUUUCUGGGGAGACUGUUAGAGAACGCGCAGGAGCACUCCACGGUUAUUGGCAAGGUUUGGCUGACAGUACUGUUUAUCUUCAGGAUCCUGGUGCUGGGGGCUGCUGCUGAGGAGGUCUGGGGAGACGAGCAGUCGGACUUUACAUGCAACACUCAGCAACCUGGUUGUGAAAAUGUUUGCUAUGACAAAGCCUUCCCCAUUUCUCACAUCCGCUUCUGGGUGCUGCAGAUCAUUUUUGUCUCCACUCCAACCCUCAUCUACCUGGGCCAUGUCCUGCACAUUGUACGCAUGGAGGAGAAGAGGAAAGAGAAAGAGGAGCUGAAAAAGAAGGGAAGCAGCAAAGAUGGCAACUACCCAGUAGCAGCAGCAUCUGGAGGUGGAGGAGGCAGCAAUAACGUCAAAGAUCAACCUAUUGUCAAAAGGGGGAAAGAGAAGCUCCCAAUCCGUGAUGAACGUGGUAGAAUCCGUAUGGGGGGUGCCUUGCUCCGUACUUACGUCUUCAAUAUCAUAUUCAAGACACUGUUCGAGGUGGGAUUCAUUGUGGGCCAGUACUUCCUAUAUGGCUUCGAGCUAAAGCCGGUCUACCAGUGCAGUCGCUCACCUUGUCCACACACCGUGGACUGCUUCAUCUCGAGGCCCACUGAGAAGACCAUCUUCAUCAUCUUCAUGUUGGUGGUGGCCUCAGUCUCCCUGCUGCUGAACAUGCUCGAGAUAUAUCACUUGGGGUGGAAGAAGCUUAAGCAGGGCAUGACAAGCCAGUACAUCCUAGAGAUGCCUGUUGCGACAAUGACGCCAGUUAUGGUAACAGGGGAGUCCAAACCUGUUUCCCUGCCGCCACCAGCACCCCCUGUGGUGGUCACGACUGCCACGCCGGCCCCUGUUCUGCCUGACACCCGCGCUGUCACACCGCUGCUGGCCCCAGUGACCAUGGCAUCCUACUACGCUACAGCUGCUCCGAGACCACGGCCCCCCUCCAACACGACGUCCAUGGCAAGCUACCCUGCUGCUCCACAAGUUGCUGAGGAGAGGCACCGUGCCGUGACUCCCACACCCAUCUCCACUCCCGUCACCAUCCCGACCCCCAUCCCCACGCCCACGCCAGCCGUCAUCAACUACUUCAACAGCAGCAGCCGUGCCCUGCCAUCCGAGCAGAACUGGGUCAACAUGGCAGCCGAGCACCAGGGCAAGGUUUCCUCCAGCUCAGAAGGCUCCUCUACCCCCAGCAGCGUCCGGCAUCCCCUUCCUGAGCAGGAAGAGCCACUGGAGCAGCUACUCCCACCCCCGGCUGCGCUGCCCGUGGCCGUGGCCAACAGCGGCAGCAGCACCAGCCUGAGCGGGGCGAGCGGCAGCAAGUGGGAUGUGGAGGGCGAGGUGGAGCUGUCGGGGGCACGGCCCGUCUCGGCUGCCUGCACCACGGUGGAGAUGCACGAGCCACCGCUGCUCGUAGACACGCGGCGCUUGAGCAGGGCCAGUAAGUCGAGCAGCUGCAGAGCCCGGUCAGACGACCUGGCCGUGUAA